Messenger RNA from Echinostoma caproni, 873 nucleotides. The record is from the annotation of a GenBank genome assembly. Lineage: Eukaryota; Metazoa; Platyhelminthes; Trematoda; Plagiorchiida; Echinostomatidae.
GGAUUUGUGGCCAACUUUUUACUCGGCGGUUUGGCCAAAUCUUACGGGCUCGUGAUGGAGGCGUUUCAGGAAGAAUUUCAGUCCGGAAAUGCUUAUCUUCUUCUGGCUGGUGGACUCAUCUACACGCUGAUGUAUUGUCUGUCCCUGGUCAAUCACCAUCUAUCCCAACGGUACGGGAGCCGACCUAUAGUUUUGGCCGGAGCUCUUGGUUCCUGUAUCAGUCUACUGGUGGCCGCCUAUUCACCUAACAUUGCCUUAUGGGUAAUUGCAAUCGGUUUUGGUGUCGGUGCAUCACUUUCCUGUAUCUACUUUACGGUGUUCUCGGUGAUUGGCCAAUGCUUUCGACGGUAUCUGGGCCUGGCCAACGGCAUCAGCGUGGCCGGUGUGAGUGUUGGCCAGAUGGCUUUCCCCUCCCUCAUCACCUAUCUGAAUCACACGUAUGGGACACGUGGUGGCACGGUUGUAAUGAGUGCGGUGUGCUUGCAUUUACUCAUCACGGCCGCACUACUACCGAGAUAUAUUAUCGACCCAGAAGCCCCACCACAACCGCCUGUAGAGAAAACAAAACGCGACCACGAAGAGCGUUGUCGUGGUCGACGUCGAUUCAAAUUGCGACGGAAACAACACGGGAAGUCUCGGCGCAGAGGUCAGGACCGGGAGUCGGCUGAAUUAACGGCCAAUUCCACAAUGGUGUCAUUGGAUGUGGUUGACGUCCUCGCAGUAAAUGGUUCGGCAGACAAGGCAGCGGCGCUACUGGAGCUGGAAGAAAAAGCAUUUACUUGGAUUGCUAUUCCCUAUCCAUCGUCACUGAGACUUGCUCAGCUGUUGAAACUCCUCACCCAGUCAUGUAUUAACAAAUAUCAGGCAACAUGA